AUGACAACCCCUGACGUAGAAAUGCCAUCAGCUCAACCUACAGCUCCAGCAACACCAUUUGUGGACCUGGCUGCAGAGGUAGCAAGAAAGCAAGCCCCACCAACCUUUGAAGAGAAAGCUGAUCCAAUGGUGGCAGAGGAUUGGUUAAGGUUGGUUGAGGCUAUCUUUGAUCAUAUGGAGUUGAAUGAUCGCCAAAGGGUUUCUUGCGCAGUUUAUUUACUUAAGAUGGAUGCACGGAUUUGGUGGGAUGUGAUUAAACAGACCCGUGAUCUGAAUACCAUGACUUGGGCGGAGUUCGUCCAGGCUUUCAGGAAGUAUUACAGUUCAACUAUGCUAGCUACUAAGGUUGAUGAGUUUGUAACUCUAGUACAAGGGAACCUAUCUGUUACUGAUUAUGCACAGAAGUUCGAUCGAUUGGCUAGAUUUGCUCCUGAAGUGGUACCGACUGAAACAUUUGCUGAAGUGGUCAGUUAUGCAGAAGUACUUGAUAAAUCUCUUGAAGCUGAGUAUUUGGAAGAACGGAUAUGGAAGGAUAAUGCCGCCAGAAGAGAGAACUAUCGAAACAAGGGAUUCCAUGAGGGAAACAAGAGAAAGGCUAAUGAAGGGCAGAAUAGUGGCGCUGAUAAGAGACCCAGAACUUAA
This is a messenger RNA of Humulus lupulus (European hop), 642 nucleotides long. RefSeq lists its product as uncharacterized. NCBI's taxonomy places the organism in Eukaryota, Viridiplantae, Streptophyta, Magnoliopsida, Rosales, Cannabaceae. The transcript is spliced from 3 exons. The record is from RefSeq and is a predicted model, not a curated record. The coding region runs from base 1 to 642 and encodes 213 amino acids.